UCUCAGCCCUAAUUUGGACGUGGCGUUGCGGUGGAUCGGCUGCUGCGAUUCCCGGCGUGGAUCGAUCGAUGCAGGUAGGCGCCGGCGCGAAUCGAUCGAUAGGCCGCGGGGAAGUCGAGGUAGAAGCUGCCGGGAUGCGGUAAUCGACCUCUCGCGGAGUGGGUUUUCAUGAAUGGGAGCCACAAAUCCAACUGGGUCGAUGCUGGUACUGGAGGAUUUCCCAUCGCACGCCGGGAAGCCCUUUAGCAAUGACGAGAUCAUCGGCAUGGGCAUGGCGCUGUUGCCGGGCCACUCCUCCAAGCAGCCGCAGCAGCAGCUCGACGAGGAUUUCAAGCAAGAACACCAAGAUGAUCAGUACGAGGAGCUCAAGAUCCAGGACUACGUCAGCGACACGCCACCCUUCACGUACAACCUGGAGGAGUUUCGAUCCCAGAAGUACUACCUCUUCAACGCCGGGGCUCACGAUCUCAUGAUCAACAGCUUGCUCGAGUCCACGAAUCCGUCGGCGCUGGAGAUCUCCGCGGCCGAUCCUACAUUCCAGCCACUUCCAUGGCAGAACAAGCGCGGCAUAACUUUCACCUGUGCGAUCGAGGACCGGUGGAGGGACUUCAAGGCCAAGCUCGGGGUGAAGAUCGACGCUUCCAGGAAGAGGUUCUUGUUCCACAAGAGGGAUGCAAGCCGCUACAUUCCUCACUCUGGACAGUGGCUGGAGAUCGUCAAGGGGUGUCACAUUGAUGCUGCCGAGAGACACUGGGGCCGGAACUUGACCAAGCACCAGAUCACCAAGCGAUGGAUGUAUGGCGAGAGAAACCACGGCAUUCCAGAGGCUUUCGUGGACGCUUUCAUCGAUAGCUGUGGGUGUUGCCGGCGAGAGCAAAUCCCCGUGGCGCCGCCGCCACCUCUGCCGAGCAGGAAGAGGAAGCUCGGCGGCAAGAAGCUCAACACUUCGACGCUGUUUGACGUCCAGUUCAUCAAGCAGAAGCUGGACGAGAUCGCCCAACAGGUGGCGGCAGCAGCGCAGCUGGAUCGAGGGGCGAGCUUGAAGCACCCGAAGCGUUUCGUCGAGGGUGGGGGUCCUUCGUCGGCGGAGUUUGAGAAGAUCGACGAGGACGAGCAGACAAAGCUCAAGGAGAAGAUCACCGCGAUUCGCAACCAGAUGGAUUCCAUGCUGGUACACUUGCCGUCCAUGUCAAGAGGGAACUUUCUCCAUUUCCUGGGAGCCAUGGACGAGGCUCUCACGGAGCUCCGGAAUCCAGCGCUAGACAGGCAAGCGCUUGCUGCCAAGCUGCCAACGAUUGAGCAGCAUCCCAUUGAAAUCGAGAAACCAAAGGAGUCCUCCAAGCCAACCAAGAGGGUAAAAUGGAAGGACAUAUCUUCGUAAGAACCACACAAAAAAAAAAGAAGAAAGAACAAGGCAAGGAGGAAGUUUUAUGACUGUACAUGACCGUGGCUAUAGUCUAGGUAGAUAAGAUUUUGCUUCUAUUUCUGAUCGAAUCGAUAUUUUUGCUAUAGUUC
This is a messenger RNA of Selaginella moellendorffii, 1515 nucleotides long. RefSeq lists its product as uncharacterized. NCBI's taxonomy places the organism in Eukaryota, Viridiplantae, Streptophyta, Lycopodiopsida, Selaginellales, Selaginellaceae. Bases 173 to 1381 code for a protein of 402 amino acids. The record is from RefSeq and is a predicted model, not a curated record. The transcript is spliced from 2 exons.